Rangifer tarandus platyrhynchus (Svalbard reindeer) is the source of this 453-nucleotide messenger RNA. Lineage: Eukaryota; Metazoa; Chordata; Mammalia; Artiodactyla; Cervidae. The record is from the annotation of a GenBank genome assembly.
AUGGAGAGCCUGCAGGACCCGGACCUGAACGUGCGCCGGGCCACACUGGCUUUCUUCAACUCCGCCGUGCACAAGAAGCCCUCUCUGGUCCGCGACCUGCUGGACGACAUCCUGCCCUUCCUCUACCAGGAGACGAAGAUCCGCCGCGACCUCAUCCGAGAGGUGGAGAUGGGGCCCUUUAAGCACACGGUGGACGAUGGGCUGGACGUGCGGAAGGCGGCCUUCGAGUGCAUGUACUCACUGCUGGAGAGCUGCUUGGGCCAGCUGGACGUCUGCGAGUUCCUGAACCACGUGGAGGAUGGCUUGAAGGACCACUGCGAUAUCCGGAUGCUGACCUUCAUCAUGCUCGCCCGACUGGCUGCCCUGUGUCCUGUGCCGUCCUGCAGAGGGUGGACCGGCUCAUCGAGCCCCUCAGGGCCACCUGCACUGCCAAGGUCAAAGCUGGUUCCGUGA